AUGUAUUUUGAUAAGGAUAAUUCCAUGAGCCCUAGGCCGUUAUUGCCAAGUGAUGAGCAGAAGCUAAACAUUAAUCUUCUAACGAAAAAGGAGAAAUUCUCGCAUUUAGACCCCCAUUAUGACGCAAAAGCCACUCCACAAAGAAGCACUUCGAAUAGAAACGUUGGCGAUUUACUUUUGGAAAAAAGAACCGCUAAGCCUAUGAUUCAAAAGGCCUUGACGAAUACGGAUAAUUUCAUUGAAAUGUACCAUAAUCAGCAGAGAAAAAAUCUUGAUGAUGACACUAUUAAAGAAGUAAUGAUUAAUGAUGAAAACGGAAAAACUGUCGCUAGUACCAACGACGGCAGAUAUGACAACGAUUACGAUAAUAACGAUAUUAAUGACCAAAAAACUUUGGAUAAUAUAGCGGGAAGUCCCCACAUGGAAAAAAAUCGAAACAAAGUAAAGAUUGAACAUGACUCUUCAUCUCAAAAACCAAUAGCUAAAGAGUCAUCCAAAGCCCAAAAAAAUAUAAUCAAAAAGGGAAUCAAGGACUUUAAAUUUGGUAGUGUAAUAGGUGAUGGCGCGUAUUCUACUGUAAUGUUAGCGACGUCGAUUGAUACCAAAAAGAGGUACGCCGCAAAAGUACUAAACAAAGAAUAUUUAAUACGCCAGAAGAAAGUCAAAUACGUCAGCAUAGAAAAAACCGCCCUUCAAAAGCUCAAUAAUUCUCCUAGUGUUGUGCGAUUAUUUUCCACUUUUCAGGAUGAAUCAAGCCUAUACUUUCUCUUAGAGUAUGCCCCCAAUGGGGACUUUCUUUCUUUAAUGAAAAAAUACGGUUCAUUAGACGAAACCUGCGCACGAUAUUAUGCUGCGCAAAUAAUAGAUGCCAUAGACUACUUACAUUCCAACGGUAUUAUUCAUAGAGAUAUAAAACCAGAAAAUAUUCUUUUAGAUGGAGAAAUGAAGAUCAAACUGACUGAUUUUGGUACUGCGAAGUUACUGAAUCCUACAAAUAAUAGCGUUUCGAAACCAGAAUACGAUUUAUCAACAAGGUCGAAAUCUUUCGUUGGAACUGCAGAAUACGUAUCUCCAGAACUUUUAAAUGACAGUUUUACAGACUAUCGUUGCGAUAUUUGGGCCUUCGGAUGUAUACUUUUCCAGAUGAUUGCCGGAAAACCACCAUUCAAAGCUACCAAUGAAUACUUGACUUUCCAAAAGGUAAUGAAAGUUCAGUACGCCUUUACACCAGGUUUCCCACUUAUUAUCAGAGAUUUGGUUAAGAAAAUCUUAGUAAAAAACUUAGACCGAAGAUUGACGAUAAGCCAAAUUAAGGAACAUCAUUUUUUCAAAGAUUUGAAUUUUAAAGACGGCUCUGUUUGGUCAAAAACGCCUCCAGAGAUCAAACCAUAUAAAAUCAACGCCAAAUCCAUGCAGGCAAUGCCAAGCGGAAGCGAUAGAAAACUGGUGAAGAAAUCAGUCAACACACUUGGCAAAUCGCAUCUAGUGACUCAAAGGUCAGCUUCAAGUCCCUCUGUUGAGGAAACUACUCAUUCAACCCUAUACAAUAACAAUACUCACGCUUCUACUGAAAGUGAAAUAUCAAUAAAGAAGAGACCCACUGAUGAAAGAACAGCGCAGAUACUUGAAAAUGCAAGAAAGGGUAUAAACAAUAGGAAAAAUCAACCAGGCAAGAGAACACCAAGUGGUGCAGCUUCUGCUGCCCUAGCAGCUUCUGCUGCUUUAACCAAGAAAACCAUGCAAAGCUAUCCAACUUCUAGUUCGAAAAGUAGCAGGUCAAGCUCUCCUGCGACAACAUCAAGACCAGGAACUUAUAAGCGUACUUCUUCUACAGAAAGUAAACCAUUUGCCAAAUCUCCACCUUUGUCAGCAUCAGUUUUAUCGUCAAAAGUCCCAAUGCCUCCAUACACACCUCCAAUGUCGCCCCCUAUGACACCAUAUGAUACAUAUCAAAUGACACCUCCCUAUACGACAAAACAGCAGGAUUAUUCUGAUACCGCAAUUGCCGCACCUAAGCCUUGUAUUAGUAAGCAAAAUGUUAAAAAUAGCACAGAUUCUCCCUUGAUGAACAAGCAAGAUAUUCAAUGGUCCUUUUACCUGAAAAACAUCAACGAACAUGUACUAAGGACGGAAAAACUGGAUUUUGUUACCACAAAUUACGAUAUCUUAGAGAAGAAAAUGCUUAAACUAAAUGGUUCAUUGUUAGAUCCUCAACUGUUUGGUAAGCCUAGACAUACUUUUUUAUCCCAAGUAGCUAGGAGUGGGGGAGAGGUUACAGGUUUUCGAAAUGAUCCAACUAUGACUGCUUAUUCCAAAACAGAAGAUACGUACUAUUCGAAAAAUAUUAUCGAUUUGCAGCUCUUGGAAGAUGAUUAUCGAAUUGAAGGAGGUGACUUAUCGGAGUUGCUUACUAACAGAAGCGGAGAAGGGUACAAAUGCAAUCAAAACAGCUCACCAAUGAAAGACGAUGAUAAAUCCGAAUCUAACAAUAAAGGAAGCUCUGUUUUUUCUGGCAAGAUUAAAAAAUUAUUUCACCCUACCUCAGCAGCUGAAACGCUCUCUUCCUCUGAUGAAAAAACCAAGUACUAUAAACGAACCAUUGUAAUGACAUCAUUUGGAAGGUUUCUAGUAUUUGCCAAGAGGAGGCAGCCAAAUCCAGUUACAAAUUUAAAGUAUGAACUAGAAUAUGACAUAAAUUUGCGUCAACAGGGUACCAAAAUAAAAGAACUAAUCAUUCCCUUGGAAAUGGGAACUAAUCAUAUAGUUGUGAUUCAGACACCUUACAAGUCAUUUCUUUUGAGCACUGAUAAAAAAACCACGAGCAAAUUGUUUACUGUUCUCAAAAAAAUUCUUAAUUCGAAUACAAAUAAAAUAGAGAAAGAACUGUUGCAAAGAAACCAAAAGGUAAUUGAAAGAAGAACAUCAUCAUCCGGAAGAGCCAUACCUAAAGAUCUUCCAACUUCCAAGUCUCCUUCGCCAAAACCCAGGACGCAUAGCCAAUCUCCAUCAAUUUCAAAGCACAAUUCGUUUUCUGAAUCGAUUAAUAGCGCUAAGAGCAACAGAUCAAGCAGAAUUUUUGAAACCUUUAUCAAUGCCAAGGAACAAAAUUCAAAAAAACACGCUGCUCCAGUACCGUUAACCAGUAAAUUAGUUAACGGAUUGCCAAAAAGACAAGUUACCGUGGGAUUAGGUCUAAACACAGGAACAAAUUUCAAAAACUCAUCUGCAAAAUCGAAGAGGUCGUAA
Saccharomyces cerevisiae S288C is the source of this 3246-nucleotide messenger RNA. It is a transcript of the gene PKH2, whose product is annotated as serine/threonine protein kinase PKH2. The coding region runs from base 1 to 3246 and encodes 1081 amino acids. Lineage: Eukaryota; Fungi; Ascomycota; Saccharomycetes; Saccharomycetales; Saccharomycetaceae. Gene Ontology annotation, biological process: cell integrity MAPK cascade; regulation of nuclear-transcribed mRNA poly(A) tail shortening; positive regulation of cytoplasmic mRNA processing body assembly. Gene Ontology annotation, molecular function: ATP binding; protein serine/threonine kinase activity; protein serine kinase activity. The record is from RefSeq and is marked reviewed. Gene Ontology annotation, cellular component: nucleus; cell cortex. The transcript has a single exon.